UGCACGUCAUGUUUUGCUAGACAUUAGCGCCAUCUAGCGAACCGUCAUUUCAAUUGAAGGAAGUGACGUCUCAGACUCCAACCAAUCAACGAUCGCGGCACAUAAUUCGAACGUAAACUUGCGGAUACUCGGAAUGGGACAUAAUGUGAUAAAUUGAUAACAUUGCAGCCUAACUUUAAAGUAUUUUCCUGAAGUGAUAAUUUACUCGCCAAUUAGCUUAGUGAUAUAUACGUGCAAAUCCCGACCCAUGGUGAAAGAACGGGCUCAGAAGAAGUCCUUCCAGCAGAGUCUGGAGGACAUCAAGGAGAGGAUGAAGGAAAAGAGGAACAAACGGCUGGCUAGCGCUACAGCUCCCGGCAGAGGACGGUCCAGAAUGCUAAACAAAAGCAGUGUGGCUAACUCUAGCCAUCAAACCAUCUUGAAGGGCGUCCAGCUGAACAACAAGGUGCUGGCUGUAGCCCUGCAAGCUGAAAAGGAAAAAGUGAGACAGUCCAAUGCAGUGAUCCUGCAGCUGAAAAGGGAGCAACAGGCCCUGUUCCUUCACCUACUUCUGCUCAAGAGGAAGCUCAAAGAGCAGGAAGCUUUGGCGCUGAGUGCUGCAGAGAAUAAACCUGCAAACAUCCUUGUUGAACCCAAACCCUGUGUGGAUUCAGCCAGGAGAAAGCAGACCAGCCAGGACCUUGAUAAGCCCAUUGUGUGCAAAGCCUCACCAAAUUGUGCAGACCCUCAGAGCUCUGAAAGAUCUGCACAAUCUGGCAGGCAGAUUGCUCUGCCAUCUACAGUGGGUGUGAGGCGACGCCAUGCAGAUAGAAGAAGCAGGAGGAGAUCUGAGCGUGUGCAAGAAAAGUUGUCAUUGACUGAGGAGGACCAGAUCGCAGGCUUGGGUACUUUGGUAGCAAGUCCUAUCCAUGGUGACGGUGAAAAUACGGAUCAGCCAGAGCAAGGAGCAGAACCAGAUUUAGUAGACCCUGUUGACAUUGAGGAGUUUCAGCAUUCUACUCCUGAACCUGUCCCACCAAAAAACAACAACAACGACAACCCACAGCGGCCCACCCGGAAAAAGGCCCGGCAGCAGCCCUGCACCAAACCAGAACCUGCUGCACGGAAAGCAGAGAGAGGCCAAAAACCCGACCGUGCCCCGUUAAAGAAACCUUGGGAAAAUUCAAAACCCAGAGCUCGUUCCAAGAGUCGGGACCGGUCAGCCACACGGGCCAAAACAGUACCUCCGGCACAGGGGAAUAAGCUCAACACCUCACUGGGAUUUAAUGAUACGUUUGACUUUGACUGUGAAGGGGCGGUUCACGUCACACCGUUCCGGGCCAAGGCAGAGGACAGUCAGCCAUCUACAUCCAUCAACAAACAGGCUCCCCAAACUACAGCUUCAUCUGCGAUUUCCAAAGAGAGUGAAUCCAGCUCGUCAUCACCAUCUUCUGAAUCGGAGGACAGCCUUUAUGUCCCUCAGAAGGGCAGACGGAGACAGACUUCCCCUGACAAGACCAAAGUGGUCACCACUCGAGGCCGGCCUCCUAAAGUAAUCAAACAGAAAGAAAACAUCCCGCCCGAACAGGAGAUUUCUGAUAAACUUUUAGUCUUUAGAGAUGAAGCGUCAAGUCCUAUGGCUGUAGAGCCUGAAAAGGAAGAAGCGGAUCACUACCCUGACGCAAGUUUCUCUAACAGCCCUGACCCGGCGAUGUUGAGACAGGAAAAUCACCAUGAGCAUCACAGAGGGGGUAUUGAGAAGGAUUGUUUGCUGCCUGUCAGCCCUUUGGUUAAAGUGGAAAUGAUGAGAUUAGACAACGUCCUGUCCAAUUUGGAUUCCUCCGGAGAAGCUCCUCUUCUACCCCAGCAAACAACCCAGAGGGUCAAGACGGGCAAAAAACGUAGGCUUGGUGCAGCAGGGCAGGGCUUGAGUCUGUGUGAUGUGACCAAUCUGUCCCCCGCAGCCUAUCGCAAGUUCUCCUGUGGUGGCUUACGGCCCUCUGAUGCCCGAUGCUCCACCCCUGUUCCUGCUCGCAAGCGGCGCUGCACUAUGGCGGUAGACUACACGGAACCCACGCUUAACGCGAAACUUCGGCGUGGAGACAAAUUCACAGACUUGCAGUUCCUCCGCUCUCCUAUUUUCAAACAGACGUCUGGCCGGAGGUCUGCGCAGAAAUCAAGGAAUUCCAUUAGCAGCAAGCCUCCAUUUGAGAAAUACAAUGAGUCAUUUGUUGGAUGUCGCUGAAGGAAGCUACCUUGAUGAGUGUUGGCUGGCAUCGUCAGUUUAAAGUGAUAAUUUAGUUUUUUACUGUCAAGGAAGUAUUUCUUUGUGUUGAACAGCUGUGAUCAGUUUUGAACGUGAUUUGUCUGACUUCUCUCUUGAAUUCCCGCUCAUUAUCUCUAGCUAUAUGUGUUAAUAGCCAUUUUAUCAAGAUGGCCAGAUUUUCCAAUUCUCUGUAUCAUUAUCUUCAUUUAUGUAUGAGAUCCUGAAUUAGUACUAAUAUUGUCAUCUGAUAAAUUUGUAUGUAUGAUGUGACAAUAAAUGCUAUUUUUAAAUUUUUU
Messenger RNA from Etheostoma cragini (Arkansas darter), 2541 nucleotides. RefSeq names its product shugoshin 1 (gene sgo1). Gene Ontology annotation, cellular component: chromosome, centromeric region; nucleus. The record is from RefSeq and is a predicted model, not a curated record. Gene Ontology annotation, biological process: meiotic chromosome segregation. NCBI's taxonomy places the organism in Eukaryota, Metazoa, Chordata, Actinopteri, Perciformes, Percidae. The transcript has 10 exons. Bases 248 to 2224 code for a protein of 658 amino acids.